UUCCACAUACAAAAGCACAAGAGAGAGAGAAAGAGAAAGAGAGAGAAAGAAGUCUUCUAUGUCAAGAUCUAGGGUUUGCAUUCCCAUACCCAUAGACUACUGUAUAGAGCUCUAGCUAUGUCUUUCUCCAAGCCAACUCUGUAUUGAGGGAGCAAAGAAAGGAGAAAUAGCACCAAAGAUGGAGGAAAGUGGUGGCUCUGAGUGUUCAAAGAUGAGCCCUUCCAACCCAAAUGAAGACGGAAGCGAAAGCGGGGAGAAUGAUGAUGAUUAUAAACCGAAAAAUGGAGGGAGCUCGAGCAAUAGCACGGUGGAAGAGAGCGAGAAGAAAUCAUCAUCAGUGAGGCCUUAUGUUAGAUCCAAGAUGCCUAGGCUCCGGUGGACGCCUGAUCUUCAUCUUCGUUUUAUUCAUGCUGUUGAAAGACUUGGUGGUCAAGAUAGAGCCACACCAAAGAUGGUUCUUCAGCUUAUGAACAUCAAAGGACUAAGUAUUGCUCAUGUCAAGAGCCAUUUACAGAUGUAUAGAAGCAAGAAGGUGGAUGAUCCGGGUCAAGUUUUAGCCGAUCAUAGGCAUCUUGUGGAAAGUGGAGAUCGCAAUAUUUAUAACCUCAGCCAACUUCCAAUGCUUCAAGGAUACAAUCCAAGCCACAAUUCCAAUUUCCGAUAUGGACAUGGAGAUUCUUCUUGGAGUAAAGCUUAUGAAAACUUGAUGAGUUGUAGGGGUCGUAGCUCAACCAAUAACUAUGGUGCUGGAUUUUAUGGUACAGUGAGUGAGAAGAUCUUUGGCAGCAACUAUAACAGUUGGACUAAUUACAAUUUCCAUAGGAGAGCUUCAACUUUUGGUGAACAAUCAGGUUGGAGAACCCAUGAACUCAAAGAUGGUUUCCAGUCAUUUCAUCACAACCAUGAAUCCUUGCACAAUCAACCAAGAUUGACUCCUAUUGAUCUUAACCCGGUAACCCAUCUAAAAGCAGAAGUACUACUACAAGAGCAUAGAAGUUCUAGUAAUAGCAAUGUCCCUUCAGAAUUCAACAAAACAAGUAAUCUACAAGAGUGGAAGACCUUGAAAAGGAAAGCCUCAGAUUGCAACCUCGAUUUGGAUCUAUCUCUUAGGCUAACGUCGUCGAGGAAUGAUGACAACCAUAGAAGAAGCUUGGUGGACCACAAAGUUGAUCAUAGUAAUCUGUCUCUGUCUUUGUGUUCUCAAUCAUCAUCAAGUCUUUCUAGCUUGAAGGACGGACGUGUUGAUGGUAAUAAAGAGCAAGCUAAAUGCGCAAGUACUCUGGAUCUGACUAUAUGAAUGCGACAAUUCUAAGUGAGAUCUUGAGGUACUUGUUCCAAAUAAUUCAAUUUAUGAUUGUCUUGUACUAUCGUAUAAAAUUUUAGUCGCCUCCACUUAAUUUUUACUUUCUUUUAUCGCUAGCUCAAUCUGCGUAUCAAUGAAAUAUAUCAACAGAUGUCCCAUAUAUAUUACAAUGCUUUGUUUUGCUACAUGGGUACUUGAAAGAUUAAA
Messenger RNA from Quercus robur (English oak), 1510 nucleotides. Its product is annotated as two-component response regulator ARR10. NCBI's taxonomy places the organism in Eukaryota, Viridiplantae, Streptophyta, Magnoliopsida, Fagales, Fagaceae. The record is from RefSeq and is a predicted model, not a curated record. The coding region runs from base 179 to 1297 and encodes 372 amino acids. The transcript has 6 exons. Gene Ontology annotation, molecular function: DNA binding; DNA-binding transcription factor activity.